ACUUUCGAUUAUUAUUCUAUUUUUUCACGAAUUUUGCAGUCUCAUACUUUCAUAAUUCAUAUUUCAUAGGUACCAAAUAUUUUCUAAACUAACACCGAUAAAAAAGAAAGAAAACAGAAAAUCGACGUUCGUGGGUUUUACUGUGAGAGAUUCUACCAAAUAGUUUAAAUUUUCUUUAUGCUGAAAAAUCAAUAACUUAACAAGUAUACAGCACAGCUGAGUGCUAAAAGAGUGUGUGAAUCUAUCUGUCCCUACUGUGUUAUUCACAUCUAUUUAUUCAUUUGUUCAUUGUUUGAUUAGGAAACUUCACAAUGUUGAGAAAAUAUUUUAAUGGUUCACUGUCGAAUGACGUGCACGAAUCAGUCAGAGAUGUCUGGGUGAGAGCAUUGGUGGAUCGCUACAGUGCACCUGACCGACGGUGUCAUGGUCUGGAUGAUCUGAACGACUGUUUGCAACAAUUUGAAACGGCCAGAAGCUUAGUAAAAAAUCCAAAUGCAGUAAUUUUAGCUAUAAUAUUUCGAUAUUUUGAAUAUGACCCUAAGUUAGCCGACUGCAGUGAAGACAAUAUCAAUCAUUUUCGAAGGUUCUCUGAAGAAUCAAAACUUAAUAUGGAUACAGUUUUGUGUGACAAUGUUAUUUCAUUAUUAAAAGUUGGUGCAACUAAUAGUACAGAAGAACAUAAAACUGAAGGAUGCUAUGGAUGUGAGGAUAAACAUUACUUUUUGGAUGUAGACAUGGCCAUUCUAGGUAUGGGACCGGCUGAUUAUGAAAAAUACACAAAUCACGUUCGAGAAGAAUAUGCUUUUCUUGAUGAAGAAACUUAUAAAGAAUUACGUAUAAAGGUUCUUGAAAGUUUUCUACAAAUUCCUAACAUAUAUGCAACAAAGUUCUACAGAGAUAAAUAUGAAUCAGUGGCUAGGAAUAAUAUCCAAAGAGAAAUUAAUUCCUUAAAAUCUGUAUCCAUGUAAAUAUUUGAUGUGUCUAACACAGGUUUCUAUAAAGUAAUUAUAGACAUAUAAAACAAUAUUUUUUAUUUGUCUAUGAGCUUACUAGAUUAGCAACUCUAAAUAAAACAAAUACAAAAUAAUUGAAACUCCUCCACCAUGUUUGAAGUUGGAAAAAUUGCAAACUAUUUAUGUAAUAUAUCGAAACACCGAUGGAAUACAUAAUGUCAUGUCCAUGUCCAAUUCCCAACCAAUGAAAUGGCGCAACAAAAUUAAUUUGAUGAUACGAGCUGCUUAUCUAGUUUAGUAUAGAAGUCUGUGGUCUUUAAUAGAUUGCUUUUAUUUUCAAAUAUAAUAUAUUUUCCUUUUAAAAUUGAAUGUGCCAGUCAGGGUGUAUGUUUAAAUUUAUUGUUUUCCCUGAAUAACAUAAUAUAAAUUAUAGAAUAUUAAUUUCAAGUAGGUAAUAUAAUAUACAAUAUUAAUAUUAUAAAAUAAUAAUUAGUGGUAUAGAUGUUAUUCUAUAUUAAAUAUUUUAUCAUUGUUAGUAUUAAAAGUGUAUUUUAAAUUUCAAGUAUUUAGUAUGUUUUGGUUACUAGUAAACAUUUAAAAUAAACUUUAAGUCAUGAUUUUUCUUUGGGUGCUUAUCUAACUUGUUACAUUUUUAGUAUUUUAUAACUAAUGAAAUUCUGUCUCAAAAUUGUAUUUACCUAAAAUGCUAUUUAGUAUUUUCUAUUUAGUUUUUGAAUUCUAUGUACUAAAUAGUUAAUACUUAUUAUUGUUACCAGUCUUAUUAUAUUGUAUAGUUAGCGGGUUAUCUACUAAGAUAUCUAGUAUAUAACCGUGGUAGGUAUAGUGUGUAAAAAAUUUAAAUUAUAGUUAAAACUGAGUACUCACUGGUGUGUCUAACUAUUUUUAAUUUUUAUGUUUAUCUAACUUAUUAUAUUAUUUUGCUAUUUGAUAAAAGCAUUCAUCCUAAAUAUAUUGUGUAUUUCAAGAUUAUUUUUAAUCCUAUACGUUAAUUUAUUAUAAUUAUUAAUCAUUUUAAAGUUGAUAUAUAAAUGUUACAAAUUAUUUUUAAUGUUUUUUUUUUGUUUCUUUAAAUUGUUUAAUCUAUGAGACUUAUCUUUGGUUAAAAUAAUUUUAAUAAAAAUAUUGUCUGAUA
Metopolophium dirhodum (rose-grain aphid) is the source of this 2106-nucleotide messenger RNA. RefSeq lists its product as uncharacterized. The record is from RefSeq and is a predicted model, not a curated record. The coding region runs from base 312 to 968 and encodes 218 amino acids. NCBI's taxonomy places the organism in Eukaryota, Metazoa, Arthropoda, Insecta, Hemiptera, Aphididae. The transcript is spliced from 4 exons.